Messenger RNA from Danaus chrysippus (African queen), 1254 nucleotides. The record is from the annotation of a GenBank genome assembly. NCBI's taxonomy places the organism in Eukaryota, Metazoa, Arthropoda, Insecta, Lepidoptera, Nymphalidae.
AUGGCUGAGAUACAGACGUUAAUUGAAAUGGGUUUUCCGAAAGACAGAGCUGAAAAAGCUCUGGCGGUGACAAAUUACAAAGGUGUAGAGCCGGCAAUGGAGUGGUUAUUAGCUCACGCUGAUGAUCCAGAGCCUAGUACGGGACAUAUAAUUGGUGAAAACCAGCCACAAAGCAGCAAUGAACCUUCUGGCGCGGCCGCCGACACUCAAUCCAAAGAGUCAGCUGAGGAAGAAGCGAAGUCAUUUAAAUGUGACGAAUGUGGAAAACUGUUUAAAAAUCAGGAUGAAAUGGAAUUCCAUGCUGCGAAGACGAACCACAGUAGUUUUUCAGAAUCCACCGAAGAGAAAAAACCUUUGACUGAGGAGGAAAAAAAAGCUCAGCUGGCAUUACUGGAGGAGAGAAUGAAACAGAAACGUAAAGAAAGAGAGGAGAGAGAGAAGGCUGAAGCAUUAGAAAGGGAGAGGCUCCGUAUCAAAUCAGGGAAGGAUUUGCAAGAGGCUCGGCAAAGAAUGCAGGAACAGGAAAUGCAGAAACUGGUCGAGCAACGAAGAAGGGAGAAACUAGAAGAUCAACGAGCAAGGGAGAGAGUUCGUGCACAAAUAGAAGCAGACAGGCAGGCUAGGAAACAAGCUUUAUCUGGUCAACCGGCUCCAGAACCAGCCCCGGCACCAAUCCCAGCACCAGUAGCAAGCAACCCUACACCCAAAACAUAUGACUCAGCUAGGAUCCAGCUCAAAUUACCCGAUGGACAGUCAAUAUCGCACACAUUCAGUGCCAAGGAACAAUUGGCCGCUGUAAAAUUGUAUCUGCAAAUGAAUAAGCCCGAGUUUGCAGACAAUGACAACUUCAAGUUGAUGACAACAUUCCCGAAGAAGAUAUUCACCUUUGAGGAUUAUGAGAAGCCGUUAGAAUGUUUAGGUAAUUAUUCAUAUUGGAAAUAUAAAACACUAGCUUUCCGCCCGCAGCUUCGCCCGCGUGGAGUUCUGUUAUAUCGCGUCUCCAAGAGAACCUUUCAAAAGUCUGGGAUAAAAACUAUCCUAUGUUCUUUCUCAAGGUCAACUCUAUCUGUGUACCAAAUUUCAUUAAAAUCAGUUCAGUGGUUUAGGCGUGAAAGCGUAACAGACAGACAGAGAGACAGAGUUACUAUCGCAUUUAUAAUAUUAGUAGGCAUACAUACACAACAGAAUAGUGACAUAAAGAUAUCACCAUUGAGAUCCCUUCAUAAUGAUAUUACUAAGUCAUUACAAAAAUAG